This is a messenger RNA of Rotaria sp. Silwood2, 330 nucleotides long. NCBI's taxonomy places the organism in Eukaryota, Metazoa, Rotifera, Eurotatoria, Philodinida, Philodinidae. The record is from the annotation of a GenBank genome assembly.
AUGCAAGCGACUCUUUUUUUUUGCUUAGUACCAGCAAGAUCAAUAGGAAAUAUUGAAUCUCCUUCGAAAGUAUCAAGAAAAGAUAUUGUUCAAUCACCAAAUUAUGCAAAGUUAUUAAAACUGUUGAAAAAUCGAGAAAGAAAAUUUUAUGACAAUGAUGAUGACGACAGUAGUAGCGACGAAAACAUCGAUGAUAUUAAACGUAAAAGAGAACAAUUGACAUUAGCAAAUCGACGACAUUUUCUUCUUCCUCUUCAACGUGGUAGUCGUCGAACGCGACCAUCACAUACCUACGGACAAAAAUCUCAUUGGGAUACGCUUUUUGGAUAA